This is a messenger RNA of Paramecium tetraurelia, 1140 nucleotides long. RefSeq lists its product as uncharacterized. The transcript is spliced from 2 exons. NCBI's taxonomy places the organism in Eukaryota, Ciliophora, Oligohymenophorea, Peniculida, Parameciidae. The record is from RefSeq and is a predicted model, not a curated record.
AUGAAUAAUGAUGAAAGCACGUCCUAAAAUAACAGCCAUGAUCUAAUCAUUAAAAAGUGGAGAGAUAAAGAAAAUUAGUCAUUCAAUCGCAAUUCUACAUUAUAUAGUUCUAUCAAUUCUGUUAUAGAAAAAUCCUAACCAUUUUAACAUCUUAAAUUAUCAAAUGGAUAGUAUUGGGGAUAGCUUAAAAUGAAUAAACCUAAUGGUAUUGGGUCAUGUCAUUUUAAUAAUGGAGGUUUCUAUUAUGGGGAAUGGAAAAAUAAUGCCAUUCAUGGAUUUGGAGUGUAUUUCUUUAAUGUUGGAGGUUAUAUUAGAGGUGAGUUUAAGGAAGGACUUGCUGAUGGUAAAUGUGAACUCUAGUAUUAAAAUGGAUAACUCUACUAAGGACAUUUCAAAUUAGGCAAAUAAUAAGGAGUCGGUAAUAAAAUUGGUAGAAGAGGAAAAGAAGUUGUCUAAUACAAAGACGGCAUACGAGUAUGUUUAUAUGAAGAACCUUAAUAAAUUGAGGAUAUUCAAAUGAUGUUGAAAGAUCAUUUACCAUAAAUUUAUAUUCAUAACGAUAGAGUUGUUUAUGGCUUACAAAUUGAUCUAACUGGUUUGGGAGUGAUUUAAUAUAAUAAUGGAAGAGUAGAUUUGGGAUGGUUUCAAAAUGGAUCACUCAAUGGAAAGGGAAAAAUCAUCUUUAAGAGCGGAGACAUCUAUGAUGGACUAUUAAAAAAUGGAUUCUUUUAAGGUUAAGGUUUUUAUUUAAAUUACAAUUCUAAAUAAUUGACGGAAGGUCAAUUCGAAAGGAAUCAAAUCUUAUCAAUUCAGAAAUAAGAUUAUCUGUAUCCUCCAUACUCCAAUGAAGAUAUCUAAAUCGUUGAUCAAAGGAUUCUGAUCAAAAACAUUCACUUAAAAACUAGAGUUAUGAUUGGAAACAAAUAAUAGAAUUCUUCUGAAAAAAAAUCACAUAAGGUGAAUAAAAUAUCAAAUGGCAUUUAACAUCUGAUUUAAUCUAUUAAGAAAACAUAGAAAAGUGAAAGUAGUUAACAUGAAGAAGUUUUGGACAAUCUUUUGGCAAGAGUUCAAUCACCACAAUAAAGAAAGAAUCUAGAAUAGAUAAUUAGUCAGGUUACAUCUCCAUAAAGGAUUAGAUGA